AUGCCUGCCUCUAGCCCGCAGAUCCCGGCAGAAGCGGUGAGGCCAGGCUCCUUGUACAAGUGCCCUAACGUGAAGGUGCUCAUGCCCGCGGGGGAGAUGGUGGAGGUGGUGGUGGGGGAGGUGUACUCUCCUCACCGUUUCUGGAUGAUCCGCCGAGGGGCAGACACGCUGCAGGCUCUGGACGCCCUCAUGGAUCGCAUGUUUGAGUUCUAUGGGAGUCCAAUUGGGGGCCGUUACAUGGUGCCAAACGACUUCGUCACUAUAGGCUUCCCUGUGGUGGCGCUCUAUGCCAACGAUCUCAACUUCUACCGUGCCAUUGUCACCAACCUGGAGGAUCUGACAACAGUCAGGCUCUUCUUUGUGGACUACGGCACAAUCUGCCGCUGCGAUCACUCCUCGCUGCGGCUCCUCCACAGAGCCUUCCUGGAGCUGCCGGCACAGGCCAUUAAGGCCUCCCUGUGCGACGUGAGCCCCCCGGGAGCCAGCCGCCUGUGGCCCAGGGCGGCGUCUCAGAGGUUCCUCGAGAUGAUCCAGAACAAGGCCUUCGUGGCGCAGGUCUUGGUGUCGGAGUGGUUGGCAGCAUGGGAGGUAGUUCAUGGAGACACCGAGCUAGAUAUCGGGAUCACCAACACACCAGAGCUUAGUUUAACCAUACUUUUAUUGGAAUCUCUUGCACCAUGA
Molecule: messenger RNA, 681 nt
Organism: Penaeus indicus
Lineage: Eukaryota; Metazoa; Arthropoda; Malacostraca; Decapoda; Penaeidae
Product: tudor domain-containing protein 5-like
Exons: 5
Coding region: 1-681 (226 amino acids)
Source: RefSeq, a predicted model, not a curated record